GGAGCGUGCGGUCAGCGGAGGUACAGAGAAAAACCGCGGAGGGGGGGCCGGAGAGACAGGUUAGUGUGUUGCGUGCAUUCAGCAGGCGGAGCCUCGAGCGCCGAGACCCGGCUGCUUAAGGCCGGAGGCCGGAGCAGUCUUAAUAUACCCACCUUGCCAUGGCCGAUGUCCCUGCUCUGUUCACCUUAAUCUGCCGAUUGGUACUUACUGUUCAACUUUUGCCAAACGGGUCUGUGCCCUGUAAAUACCCGUUGAAAUGAAAUGCACAAUGAAAACAAUGAAGAACUUGCUGAGUCAGAUUUUAGUGAAAAAGCAUUGACCUAGGAGUCAAGACCCACCUCUUCACUAAUUUGAUAUUGUGCAAGUCAUCUUACUUCUCUGCAUCUCAGUUGCCUGAUCUGUAAAAAAGGAGAUAAAAAUUCUUUACCUAUCUGAAGAUGAUGUGGAGGACCAUCUUACUACGAUAUUGUUUUCUCUUGGUUUCCUGUCUACUUACUGCUCUUGAAGCUGUGCCUAUAGACAUAGACAAGACAAAAGUAAAAAAUACUCAACCUGUGGACAGCGCAAAGAUAGAACCACCAGAUACUGGACUUUAUUAUGACGAAUAUCUUAAGCAAGUGAUUGAUGUGCUGGAAACAGAUAAUCAUUUCAGAGAAAAGCUCCAGAAAGCAGACAUAGAGGAAAUAAAGAGUGGGAGGCUAAGCAAAGAACUGGAUUUAGUAAGUCACCAUGUGAGGACAAAACUUGAUGAGCUGAAAAGGCAAGAAGUGGCAAGGUUAAGAAUGCUAAUUAAAGCUAAAUUGGAUUCUCUUCAAGAUACAGGCAUAGACCACCAUGCUCUUCUAAAACAAUUUGAUCACCUAAACCACCUGAACCCUGACAAGUUUGAAUCUACAGAUUUAGAUAUGCUCAUCAAAGCGGCCACAAGUGAUCUAGAACACUAUGAUAAGACUCGACAUGAAGAAUUUAAAAAAUAUGAAAUGAUGAAGGAACAUGAAAGGAGAGAAUAUUUAAAAACACUGAAUGAAGAAAAGAGAAAAGAAGAAGAAUCUAAAUUUGAAGAAAUGAGGAAAAAGCAUGAAAAUCAUCCCAAAAUUAAUCAUCCAGGAAGCAAAGAUCAACUAAAAGAGGUAUGGGAAGAGACUGAUGGAUUGGAUCCUAAUGACUUUGACCCCAAGACAUUUUUCAAAUUACAUGAUGUCAAUAAUGAUGGCUUCCUGGAUGAACAAGAAUUAGAAGCUCUAUUUACUAAAGAGUUGGAGAAAGUAUAUGACCCCAAAAAUGAGGAGGAUGAUAUGGUAGAAAUGGAGGAGGAACGGCUUAGAAUGAGGGAACAUGUAAUGAAUGAGGUUGAUGCUAACAAAGACCGAUUAGUGACUCUGGACGAGUUUUUGAAAGCUACAGAAAAAAAGGAAUUCUUGGAGCCAGAUAGUUGGGAGACUUUGGAUCAGCAACAGCUCUUCACAGAGGAAGAACUGAAAGAAUAUGAAAAUCUUAUCUCCUUACAAGAAAAUGAACUUAAGAAAAAGGCAGAUGAACUUCAGAAACAAAAGGAAGAGCUACAGCGUCAGCAUGACCAACUUGAGGCUCAGAAGCUGGAAUAUCAUCAGGUCGUACAGCAGAUGGAACAAAAAAAAUUACAACAAGAAAUUUCUCCAUCAGGGCCUGGUGGAGAAUUGAAGUUCCAGCCACACAUUUAAAGUCCGAAGUCCACCAGAACUUGGGAGAAAACUGUUAAAUCAACAUCUGUGUCAUCUUUUUACCGCCCUUUCUUUUUUUUCUGCUCAAUAAAUACUUUAAAGCAUAUAUGGAAUAAAGGAAGAUACUUUUUAAAUGAGAACACAUCUUUUCAGGACACAGAUAUUUAAGGCUUAAAGUCCACCAUAACCAGGAAGAAUAUAAACUCAGUAUCUGCUCUCAUUUUCAUACCUCUCUCCCUUUUAAUUUGUUCUCCUUUAAUGAUUUAAUUCAGUGGCCAUAAUUAUCCCAUUAUUUAAUGAAACUAUCAGUAACUGUUUAAGUGAGAAAUUUCUGUACUGCUUUUAAAGUAAAUUUAUAUUGUCAUCACUUAGUCAUAAAGAUAGUCUUUUACAGGUGCUUAUCAUCCCCUCUCUUGAUAAAAGUCUCUUUGUUAUUAAUAAUUCUUCUGAGAAGACCACACUUUCCCCCAGUGUUUCUUGGUAACUUCUUCCUAUUUCCAGCAACCUUACCUGCUAGAAAUUCUUCUACUGAAGAGCUUUUGCUACCACUUCAGGUCAUUUUUGGGUUCAUAUAUUCGCUUUCUAUUCUAUUAAGAUCAGGUUCUGCUACAAAAAAAAAAAAAAAAAC
Molecule: messenger RNA, 2328 nt
Organism: Mustela erminea (ermine)
Lineage: Eukaryota; Metazoa; Chordata; Mammalia; Carnivora; Mustelidae
Gene: NUCB2
Product: nucleobindin 2
Exons: 15
Coding region: 438-1700 (420 amino acids)
Cellular component (GO): extracellular exosome; endoplasmic reticulum-Golgi intermediate compartment
Molecular function (GO): calcium ion binding
Source: RefSeq, a predicted model, not a curated record